GAGUGAGAAAGCAGAAGUCGAAAGCAACGGCUGCAAAGGUGAGAUAGCGUUUUUGAACUCAUUUGGAAAAGACGGAUGUGCUAUCUGCAGGAAGCCGGCGUUCAAACCCAAGAGCGGAAGCCCGAUUCCAGCAAAGAGGAAGCUAGUGAAGACGAUGCUGGUUGCGUUAAUGGGGCAAUUACUUGCUUCCCCUGUCACAAACAAGAAAAAGCUACCAAAAGAUCGAUCUUCCUCGAUUUGA
Molecule: messenger RNA, 241 nt
Organism: Ilex paraguariensis (yerba mate)
Lineage: Eukaryota; Viridiplantae; Streptophyta; Magnoliopsida; Aquifoliales; Aquifoliaceae
Source: the annotation of a GenBank genome assembly